GUUAACACUCGUCUAUCGAGCACAGCAAGAAGCAACCGCAGCGAUGACAUCGCGUUUGUUAAUAGUAGUCACGCUUUCCCAUAUAAUUAAGGGGAUCUCAAUCCAAAUCAUCAGCUGUAAUAAAAUGAAGGACAGCUGCCUUUCAGAUAUGGAUGGCUGUGGGAUGGCCUGGAACUUUUUCAAAGAAGUCUGCGUCAUGCAAGGUCCAAGUCUCAGGAUAGUGGACUCCAGUGAUUGCAACAUAACAAUCCAGUAUCUCACUGACCGCUACCCAGAGUUCAGAAGUUGUGUGAAUACAAAAACCAGUUUGUGCCAUCUUUUGCUUGAUGAAUCCUGUGCAGUCAAAGACACAUCUGAGAACUGGAGACAUGAAAAGGAUUCGGGGCCUCUUGAACAAUUAGGCCCCCCGAGUGUCAGAUCCUGCACUGACGUUAAGAAGCUCUGCAUUCAGAACGAAACCUGCAACAGGCUGCUGGUGCCUCGCCUCAGCGCGUGUCCCGAAGAUCCGGCUCAGUGCAACGCAUCCCGCUGCCAGGUGGCGGUCCAGCGCUUUUAUGAGAUGCUGCCCUUCAAUAUGGCCGAAAUGCUGGCCUUCUGUGACUGCAGUGUAGUGGAUGACGACUGCCUGCACCUGAAGAGGUCCUUUCACGACAGAAUGUGCUCAGGAGACAUCGGGCCUUCCUCGACGUGCAUCGAUGUGUUGGACAGAUGCAUGGCGGACGCAGCUUGUAGGCGGAGGUUUAACGCAUUCCAUUCAAAGUGCUGGAGUGAAGGACAGGAGGCGUGUAACGGAAGCAAAGACUGCCGAGCCGCCUUCAUCGCCACCAGAGGGACGGUGUUGCAGAUCCCCUGUACGUGUAGGGGCUUGGAAAGGUCCCAGUGGUCCAAGUGCAGGCAUUUCCAGAGCCUGUUUCAUGGGAAAUCCUGCUUUGCCCCGUCGUCUUUGGAGUCAAAUACCUACUUUAAGAGUGCGAUAGAACAAGAAAUUAAAUCAUCACAGAUUUCCUCCAUCUUUAAUGGCACAUUCUUCUGCGUCGUCACCUACAUCUUGGUCAUAAUGCUGGCUACUAUGUUUAUCACCCUGGUUUUCUACCGAACAAGAAUCUGCAGAGAAUCCCGAAGAAGGAUCUACAGCCCCCCUCUAGACCCAAACGAAUGUCUUGUCAUGUACUGAAAACCUUGAAGUUCUCGUGUCUUAUUUUAUGGUGGGACCAGCAUUUCAAGUGUGACUUGUCAUUUUUCUUCGGUUUCUGGACGUGGACGUGUAAAGUAAUGAUGACGACAUUUCUUCUUGUGACUUCGAAUGGCUGACUGCAGUCCGUUAUCAGUCGCUGCUGUAAAUUGGUGUAGCUGGCCCUGUGCUGUUGUUACAUUUGGUUUA
Polypterus senegalus (gray bichir) is the source of this 1381-nucleotide messenger RNA. It is a transcript of the gene gfral, whose product is annotated as GDNF family receptor alpha like. The record is from RefSeq and is a predicted model, not a curated record. Gene Ontology annotation, biological process: nervous system development. Gene Ontology annotation, molecular function: signaling receptor activity. Bases 44 to 1174 code for a protein of 376 amino acids. Gene Ontology annotation, cellular component: signaling receptor complex; external side of plasma membrane. NCBI's taxonomy places the organism in Eukaryota, Metazoa, Chordata, Cladistia, Polypteriformes, Polypteridae. The transcript is spliced from 9 exons.